This is a messenger RNA of Photinus pyralis (common eastern firefly), 624 nucleotides long. RefSeq lists its product as uncharacterized. Lineage: Eukaryota; Metazoa; Arthropoda; Insecta; Coleoptera; Lampyridae. The transcript is spliced from 4 exons. The coding region runs from base 131 to 574 and encodes 147 amino acids. The record is from RefSeq and is a predicted model, not a curated record.
GCUAAUUUCUAGCGUACACAAGGCUUCCAAGAAAAUGAUAAAGUGUGAAAAAUAAAUUGCGCGGAAAUAUAAAUAUCAGGUGAGCGAUGUGUAUUUUAGUUAGUUACCUGCGACAGUGGGCCACACUAAAAUGAAUAAUGUAUGGAUCAGUUCGUGUAUGUCAAUCCUUUUGAUUUCAACCACACUUGCACUACCAAUAUUACCGGAAUUUGAAAGUGAAUACCCCGUCGAAGGGAAUAACACUAAUGGAACUGCACACGAUCUAUAUGUAAUACGGACUGUGGUCUACGAGGUUGGUAUUUUAACAGAUGCAGAUAAUUCAACAGAUUCUGAUCAAUCGUACGAAGAGGUGGACUUGAAGAUCUUCGAUCCAAAACACAACCAUAGCGGGUUUGAUCCAUUGCACAUUCCCCUGCCGAUCGAGACCAAUUUUAGUCGAAUCGCUUACACGGACUACUUACUACCUGACAAUCUUAAAGAGCUGUUGUCAGCCAAUACGAAGACCAUCACACAGGCAACAAUUGCCCCUCCAUUUGCAAUCAAUGGUACCACUAAAGCUAGCGACUCUGUGUAGGUAUUUCGAUAAAAGUGUUUUACUUUGUGAAUAAAUCAUGUGCAAUUACG